Molecule: messenger RNA, 675 nt
Organism: Psilocybe cubensis
Lineage: Eukaryota; Fungi; Basidiomycota; Agaricomycetes; Agaricales; Agrocybaceae
Exons: 1
Coding region: 1-675 (224 amino acids)
Cellular component (GO): plasma membrane; cell division site; growing cell tip
Source: RefSeq, a predicted model, not a curated record
AUGUUCGCCCAUCGCCCUCUGGCCCUCUACAGGCCUGUCUCUCUGCUCGCCGUCGCUCUUUUGUUCUCUGCCUGUCUGCUAUUUCUAUUUGUCUCGCUGUCUCUCACCAUCAUCAAGCCCAUCUAUCUUUUUUCUCUCGUCUCCACUGCACCCCCGCCAGAAUCUGCCCCGCUCAGUCUCGCCACAGAAUUGCGCUUCGGCAUCUGGGGAUUCUGCGCAUACAAUGCUCUCGGCGUCACUCCUCUUUGCGUCGGUCCCACCCUGGGAUACACCAUCCCCUCCUUCGUAGCCACCGACGUCCCGGGCCUCUCCCAACCCAUCGUCGACGCCGUUCAGCAGGCCCUCUUUGCCAUCCUCAUCCUUCACCCCAUCACAGCAGCCGUCUCCCUCUUCCCCCUCUUCUUCUCUCUAUUUCUUGCCUCACACCCGAUGGCGAUUACCGCCCUGAUCCUGAGUGUCGUCACCGCCCUCCUCGCAUCCGCCGCACUCGCCAUCGAUCUUGCCCUCGUACUGGUGGCCAGAUCACAGCUGAAGAACGUCGCAGAUGGGAGCAUACACUUUGCCUUUAAUUUUGGGCCAGCAUUCUGGAUGAUCAUGGUGGGCACUAUCCUUACAUGGCUGGCACUUAUCGCCCUUUCCGCCAGGGCGUGCUAUUGUCUUGGUGUCCGAAGGUGA